CUAAGGAGGAGAUUGACAUGCUGAGUGAUGCUUGCACCAAGCUGCAGGAACAGAAAAAAUCACUAACAAAGGAAAAGGAGGAGCUUGAGGAAUUGAAGGGUGAUAUCCAGGAGUAUAGUGAGGAUUUGCAAGAAAUAAAAGAGCUCUCUAAAACUGGCCAGGAAGAAGUAGUGGAAGAGUCAAAGGCAAGCAAGCGAUUGACCAAGAGGGUGAACCGAAUGAUUGGUCAGAUAGACAAAAUUAUUAAUGAAUUAGAAACAAGUCAAAAGACAGUGGAUGCAAAGCUGGACAGUGGCGAUAGUCCUCCUGCUGGGGAGAAUCUCAUCAGUAUUUCUGAGCUAAUUAAUGCGAUGAAACAAAUUCAGAAGAUUCCAGAGGAGAAGUUAACUAGGAUUGCAGAGGCACUAGAUGAAAAUAAGGAUGGCAAAAUUGAUAUAGAUAAUGUUGUGAAGGUAGUAGAAUUGAUUGACAAAGAAGAUAUUGAUAUUGGCACCAGUCAGGUUGCUGAGAUUAUGGCACUGCUUCAAAAAGAAGAAAAACUGGAAGAAAAAGAGAAAGCUAAGGAAAAGCACGAUAAAGAAGCUGCGGAAGCAAAGAAUUAAGCUUCAGAGUCUGAAGCUAGUCCCAGUUGUAACCAAAACCUUGUAUAUCUUUCUGUGUCUAAUGGCUAUAUAUUACUUGAGCUUUUGUGAUUACGGGAAGUAUUUUGAGCUGAUUCUAGUAAUAAAUCUUAGAUGUGUUUUCUG
This is a messenger RNA of Antrostomus carolinensis (chuck-will's-widow), 746 nucleotides long. RefSeq names its product mitochondrial proton/calcium exchanger protein-like. The transcript has 4 exons. Gene Ontology annotation, molecular function: calcium ion binding. Gene Ontology annotation, biological process: intracellular monoatomic cation homeostasis. Lineage: Eukaryota; Metazoa; Chordata; Aves; Caprimulgiformes; Caprimulgidae. Gene Ontology annotation, cellular component: mitochondrial inner membrane. Bases 18 to 602 code for a protein of 194 amino acids. The record is from RefSeq and is a predicted model, not a curated record.